Messenger RNA from Pterocles gutturalis (yellow-throated sandgrouse), 1431 nucleotides. It is a transcript of the gene DPH7, whose product is annotated as diphthamide biosynthesis 7. NCBI's taxonomy places the organism in Eukaryota, Metazoa, Chordata, Aves, Pterocliformes, Pteroclidae. The record is from RefSeq and is a predicted model, not a curated record. Gene Ontology annotation, molecular function: protein binding.
AGUGACUCCAGAGGAAGCAAUGGGGCCUGUGACCGGACCGGGCGCCUCUACCUGUAUCACUACAACGAGGAGCAGCCGUACAUCCCGCUGAGCGAAAUCCAGAGGAUUGACACGGCUGCCAUCCUGGACAUCAAAUGGUGCCACAUUCCUGUUGCAGAACACCCCAUGGUUGGCAUUGCAAACUCGAAAGGUGCUGUGGAGUUUUGCCACCUGACUGGGAGCGAGAAGAACAGCUGCAUGUUGGAGCCGUGCUUCAGCGUUGACCUUGGUGCACAGUGUCUGGCCUUGUCUUUAGACUGGUCCACAGGACGAGAGCAAUGUGGAUGUCCUUUGAAAGUGAUCAGCAGUGAUUCUGAGGGGAAGCUGAAUCUCUUCUCCAUCGAUGAAUCUGCUCCUUCUGUGCAUGUCCUGAGCCAGUGGGAAGCUCACAAAUUUGAGGCCUGGAUCGCUGCUUUUAAUUACUGGGACACCGAUGUUGUGUAUUCAGGAGGAGAUGACAGCCUGCUCAAGGGCUGGGACACCAGGCGCAGUCCAGAGACUCCCGUCUUCACCAGCAGGAGACAUUCGAUGGGUGUGUGCAGCAUUCAGUGCAGUCCCCACCGGGAGAACCUUCUGGCUACUGGCAGCUACGACGAGCACGUGCUGCUGUGGGACACCAGGAACAUGAAGCAGCCGCUGGCAGACACCCACGUUGAAGGUGGAGUUUGGAGGCUGAAGUGGCACCCGACCCGUGAUUUUGUGCUGUUAGCAGCCUGCAUGCAGAGUGGAUUCAAAAUCCUCGACUGCCGUGGAAGCAUGGCGGAAAACAUGGAGGAGUGUAUCAUCCUGUCAUCCUAUGUCUUGCACAAUUCCUUGGCCUACGGGGCUGACUGGUCAAGGCUCUGUCCGAAGGAUUCCUUGACUGCGAUGCAGGACUCUGCUGCAGCAUGCCAGCCUUCGGAGGAGCUGGUGGGAAGAUCAGAGGAAGCUGAUGAGAGACUGAAUUUGCAGGUCCAAAACCUGAAGAUAAUUUACGAGUCUCCUACAGCUACUUUUGAUGUAAUAUUGGAUGAGGAGAGUGAAGACCCUGCCUUGCUGCCCAAAGCAGAGAGGGGUCCUAAGCUGUCUGGGGAUCCUGACCUGGUCAGGGGUCCUGACCGAGGGGCAGAUGCCGAGUCAGCCAGCGGUUCCAACUCGGGAGCCAAGAGACCCAACGGAAUGGGCCUGGACAGAAGCGGUGAUUCAACCAGGUCUCUGGACGGCCCGAAAGAAAUGAGCAUUGUAGCGACCUGUUCUUUCUAUGACAAUAUCCUCCAUGUCUGGAAGUGGGAGAUGACUGUGACCCCUUCAGAGACACCAAGUACUACAUCUCCAUCCGAAAGAACAGUUGAAAGUUUGCAUUGGCCAGUCCCAAGGGCAAGUGAUAGGAACUGUACUGACAACGACUUCUGA